CCUCGACGUCUCACUCCUUCCAUCAUUCCAAAUCAGAAUUACAUGCGAGAAUUCAAUCGGACUAAACAAAUAACAAAUCAACUUCAACCGCAACUGCAGCAACGCACAUACGCCAACAUGCCUCCGUCCAACAACCCCGAGCUCGAGAUGGGCCAGGUCUUCGAUGUCAAGGGCAAAGUCGCCUUGGUCACUGGAGGAGGCUCUGGUAUUGGACUCAUGAUUACUCAGACAUUGGCCGUCAACGGUGCCAAGGUAUACAUUGUUGGCAGGACGGAAGAGAAGCUUGAGAAGGUCGUUGAGGCACAUGGACAAAACAUUGCGGGACAGAUCAUUCCAAUCGUCGGUGAUGUCAGCACUAAAGAGGGUGUAUCUAAGAUCAAGAAGGAUAUUGAGUCUAAGGAGAAGUGUCUAUGCAUUCUAGUCAACAAUGCUGGCAUUGCACCAGAAAAGACUGAAGUCAAGGGAAGCUCAGAGGAGCUGGUCGAGAAGCUCUUCGACGGCACUACCGAGAAGGAGUGGCUCGACGUUUACCAAACCAAUGUCGUCGGCCCCUUCCUUAUGAGCAUAGCCUUCCUUCCUCUCCUGCAAAAGUCCACGGAGUCACACAAGGGAUAUUCCGGAACCAUCAUCAACAUCAGCUCCAUCUCCGGUCAUAUCCGCAUUUCGCAAGGCCACUUUGCCUACAACAGCAGCAAGGGCGCCACCAUACAUCUAAACAAGAUGCUUGCCUCUGAGAUUGCAAAGAACGGCAUCAAAGUCCGAAUCAACUCAAUUGCCCCUGGUGUUUUCCCUUCAGAAAUGACCACCCAGGAGAGCCGAGACGACAAUCAGAAGAGCGAAAUGCCCAAGGAGCACAAGGAGGGCCUUCCUGCUCAGCGUCCUGGAAAGGACCAGGACAUGGCCGCUGCUAUCUUAUUUGCCGUUGGCUGUCAGUACCUCAACGGCCAGACCAUCACUGUGGAUGGCGGCUACGCCAUUCAGGUCGGCAACUAAGUCGAUCAGUGUUAUGAUCACUCAUGAGUUCUUCUAAUCCACUUCUUUACAAGCUUUAUAAUCUAUAAUAGCAUGAUAUGUCCUGAGUCGGGAUUGACCAUAGUGUCACGAAUUGUAAUGUGUAGCGAAUCGGCAUGCAUUGACUAAAGGACUAGGGUUCUAUCCAUGUAAUGAAGGAACUCCCUGUAUUCACACCCUGCCGUACUCAUUCGGUAUCAUCAUAGUGUGCUCAUAGCAACUUCAAAGAGGAUAUGUUU
Bipolaris sorokiniana ND90Pr is the source of this 1250-nucleotide messenger RNA. RefSeq lists its product as uncharacterized. The coding region runs from base 118 to 993 and encodes 291 amino acids. The record is from RefSeq and is a predicted model, not a curated record. Gene Ontology annotation, molecular function: oxidoreductase activity. NCBI's taxonomy places the organism in Eukaryota, Fungi, Ascomycota, Dothideomycetes, Pleosporales, Pleosporaceae. The transcript is spliced from 4 exons.